AUGGGUAUUGGGGACAAGUUCUUCGGCCUACGUGGCAAAAAGCUAGGAUGGAUGAUCGGCUUCUGUGCUGGCAUGGACUUUCUGCUGUUCGGUUAUGAUCAAGGUGUAAUGGGUGGUAUCCUGACGCUGAGGAUUUUCUUGGACCAGUUCCCUGAAAUUGACCCGGAUACGGCCACAAAUGCCGCUGAGUCGAGUACUCGUGCCACACACCAAGGCAUCUCGAUCGCAAGCUAUAACCUCGGUUGCUUCUUCGGCGCCAUCCUUGCCAUCUUCAUCGGAAACCCCUUGGGUCGCAAGCGUAUGAUCAUCCUCGGCACGGCCAUCAUGGUUGUCGGCGCCGCUCUGCAGGCUUCAGCCUUUGGCAUCGCCCACCUGAUUGUUGGUCGCAUCAUCACCGGUCUCGGCAACGGCAUCAACACGUCGACGGUGCCCACGUGGCAAUCAGAGACGUCAAGUUCCCACAAACGCGGGAAGAUGGUCAUGUUCGAGGGUGCUCUUAUCACCGCUGGUAUCAUGAUUAGUUACUGGAUUGACCUUGGGUUCAGCUUCGCUGCUGGUAGUGUCGCUUGGCGUUUCCCUCUGGCCUUCCAGAUCUUCUUCUGCAUUCUCAUUCUUGCCACUGUCUGGAAGCUUCCUGAGUCGCCCCGGUGGCUCAUGCUCAAGGGCCGCGAGCAUGAUGCAAGGGAGGUGAUCUCAGCGCUGGCUGAUCUUCCCAUGGAUCACCAGUUUGUCGAGAACGAAUUUACGUCCAUUAAGGAGACUGUCGCUGAGAUGUCCAAGGGUUCCUUCAAGGACUUGUUUUCCAACGACGAGAACCGCCAUUUGCACCGUGUUGUUCUGGCCUACGUCAACCAGAUGUUCCAGCAGAUCAGCGGCAUCAACCUCAUCACCUACUACGCAGCGGUUAUUUACAGCGGACUCGGCAUGUCGCCUUUCAUGUCCCGCCUUCUAGCAGCUCUCAACGGAACUGAGUACUUCCUCGCUUCGCUGCCUCCAAUCUGGCUCGUCGAGCGCGUCGGUCGCCGCAAGCUCAUGCUUUUCGGCGCAGCAGGCCAGGCCGCGACCAUGGCCAUCCUGACGGGCGUCAACUCACAGGACGGCACCGCGUUCAAGAUUACCGGAAUCGUGUUCCUCUUCAUCUUCAACACCUUCUUCGCCAUCGGCUGGCUCGGCAUGACGUGGCUCUACCCGGCCGAGAUUGUGCCGCUGCGCAUCCGCGCGCCCGCCAACGGCUUCAGCACGUCGGCCAACUGGAUCUGGAACUUCAUGGUCGUCAUGAUCACGCCUGUCAGCUUCAACGACAUUGGACACUACACGUACCUCAUCUUCGCCGUCAUCAACGCCAUCAUCGUGCCCGUCGUCUACUUCUUCUACCCUGAGACGGCCUACCGCUCGCUCGAGGAGAUGGACGCCAUCUUUCAAAAGGCUAAGGGCGCCGCUGGCUGGUUCUCCGUCGUCAAGAUUGCGCACGACGAGCCGAGGCGCUAUGGCAAGAAUGGCGAGCUGCUGAUCGAUCACGACGACGCUGAGGAGAAGGGCCGCCACAUGCACCACUCGGUCGACGGCAGCGAUUCGCGGUCCGCCGACGGCAUGUUCAACCGCGUGGACGACGAGCGCAAGCGCAGCGAGAACUAG
Molecule: messenger RNA, 1635 nt
Organism: Verticillium nonalfalfae
Lineage: Eukaryota; Fungi; Ascomycota; Sordariomycetes; Glomerellales; Plectosphaerellaceae
Exons: 8
Coding region: 1-1635 (544 amino acids)
Biological process (GO): transmembrane transport; carbohydrate transport
Cellular component (GO): membrane
Molecular function (GO): carbohydrate:proton symporter activity
Source: RefSeq, a predicted model, not a curated record